AUGCCUUGCGUUCGCACAGCGAUGGGCAAGAGUCAACCUCUCAAGUUCUAUUUUUUUGACCCAUCGAGAGGUCGUUGUCCUAAACGACGCCGCGCCCAGGCCACUCUUAAGCUCGACGGCUUUGUCUACCACAGUUUCGACGGCCCCGCUAAAAGCCCGGCCGCUGUCAAUGAUACGGCAAUAGUGGAGUCCACUUCAACCGAUGCCCAAGACAAGCCUGCGACCGAGGGAGAUCACUCUGGCUCUCACAGCAACUCGGAAAUUGUGGGGGUUAGGUCAGACCCAUUGAGAAGUCUCGUCGUGGAUCGUGUCUGGCAUGUCGAUCCCAGCUUUCCCUUUUAUGGUAUUCCCUCAUUAGAACUCGACAGAAGAGCUAUUCUCGAGCCUGUCGUCCAACACGUUGUCGAUGCACUUGGUGGUUACGAGGGUGGCGCCUACCGCAUGGGUGAUGAGGCUGCGCUUCUGACGCCAGGCAUUAUGCAAGACCUCUUCGGGAUUGUUCUCCCGCCAAUCUCAAAGCACGCAAAGGAGAGAAAGGAGCGCGGCGAACAGAUAGUGCAUCUGGUUCUGCAUCUCAUUUGGAACUUGAUCAAGGACUUCCCUGCAAAUACGUACCUGAGCACGGACCAGGGGGAGUACUCGAGUUUGCAGGCUAGACUUGUGAAAGUACACUAGACUUGCUCCUUUUCAACACAUCAAAUACUCUUGUACUCGAGAUAUUCUACCUGUUAUUUCGCGGCGUAAAGCCUCAUCUGCUAGCUACAAACAAGUCAAAAGUGGAGUCCCUUCUUAUGUUUUC
This is a messenger RNA of Suillus subalutaceus, 799 nucleotides long. RefSeq lists its product as uncharacterized. The transcript is spliced from 6 exons. NCBI's taxonomy places the organism in Eukaryota, Fungi, Basidiomycota, Agaricomycetes, Boletales, Suillaceae. Bases 1 to 675 code for a protein of 224 amino acids. The record is from RefSeq and is a predicted model, not a curated record.